AUGGAAUCACAUGACCUUACCAAACAUCAACAACAACAAGAGUACAAUACGACUACAAGAACACCAAACAACAAUCAUAAAUAUAAUCAACAACAUCAACAUCAUCAUCAUCCAUAUCAUCAACAACAACAUUAUAACUAUAGAAUGAAUGAUUCCACUUCAAGUUAUAGUUAUCAUCAACAACAAAGUAAUAGAAUAUCAUGUAUAAAUAUACCAGAGAAUAGUUUAAUAGAGGUUAGUGAAAUAGAUAUAGUGAUUGAUCAUUUCGAUUACAUUAAAAAGGUGAUUGGUGGUCAAACUGUAAUACGACGUUAUCUAUCAAAGAGAGAUGAAUCAUUUUUCUAUGUGAUUGGAUAUGGUGACAAUGAUAACGACAAUCAUGGUGAUUUAAAAGUGAAUGAACGUGCAACUCUACUCACAAGACCAAGAAAAGAAGUAUAUGGUAAUUGUAUCUUGGUUCAUUGUGAUGGUAAACAACAACAACAACAACAACAACAAAAAGAAGGUUCAAAAUCAUCAUCAUCAUCAUCAUCAUCAUAUAAACCAUUAUCAGUUGUACAAUUCAAUCGAUUGAUUCAAGUGAUCACAUGCAACUAUCCAAUAUUUGAUUUUAAAAAUAAUACCAAUAAUACAACUGUAAAUUUAAUCUCUACCAUUUUAUAUCCAAAUGAUUUUAUAUAUCCUCUACCUUGUAAUGAUGAAUGGACAUUCAAGAAAACACCACAAUCAAUAUUAAAUGAAUUAUAUACAAUUAAAAAAUUACCUCCAUUUCAACCUUGUAAAUAUGAAUUUCCACCUGGACAGUUGUUUGUCUGUUUCUGUGAAUUGGAUGAAAAAGAUGGAAAGGUAUCGUUUGUGUCGAGUAAAUCAAAUCAACUUAAAAAGGCACAGGGUAACUUGGCACAUAAACUACUAUGUUACUAUUUGAUGCUACAGAAUGCAUUUCUUCAUGGUCAACCACUCGUUGUAAACAGUGAUACUAGUUACCAAGAUUUUAAAAAAGAGUUGGAAGAGAUUGAAGAAGCAAAGAAACGACGUGAAACUAGUAAAAAAGUGGAUCCACUUGACCACCAUUUUGGAUUGUUACAACAACCUGGUAUGUCACCAGUUAUAUCACAACCAGAUGGAUUAGAGAAAACCAUUAUCCGUGAAGGAAACAAAGAUAUCAAAUUGAGUAAUUUUACUCGACUCAAAGCACAAGUUACUAUUUAUUUAUUGGAAGAGCCAAAAAAAGUUAAAAAAAGAAUGUUUUUAAAAAAGAUUAAACAAAGUGAUUUGGAAGAACCAAAUGCUAGUGAUCGAUUCAUUCCAGCACUCAUCAAGAUUCUUCCAACUGUACAAAGUGGAGAAGCAUGUGUUGUCAAAGUACCACCAUCGUAUGGAUAUGGUGAUGUAGGGUCUCCAUCGGAUCAGAUACCACCAAUGGCCACACUCAUCAUAUACAUUGAUUGUAAAAGUUUAAAACAUUUCCAUACAAUCGAGGAGGCAUGUCAAUUGCCAAUUGAAAAAAAGUUGGAACUCGUUGCAGAGUAUCGGAGUUGGGCAUCAACCAAAUUCAAACUCUUUUUCUUUGAAAAGUGUGAUCAUCUCUAUUCGCAGGCACUCAAGAUUUACAAAAGCAUAUUGACUUGGAACGAAUAUUUGGAUAACUUGGAAACAUACUAUGACAAGGUAGCACAAGUAGGUUCUACACUAUACUGUAACAUGGCAAUUGUACAGGCAAAAAUGGGUGAAUGGCAAAUAGCUAGAGAUUAUUGUACUCUCUCUUUGGAAACACUACCAAAUCAUAAAGCCUAUUUUUGGAAAUCAAAAGCUCAUCAUCAUCUUGGUAAUCUAGUCUAUGCUCUAGAAGAUAUAAAUGGUGCAAUUAAAAUGAUAGAUCAACAAAAGAAAUUAAUAAUAAUAGACAAUAAUAAUAAUAGUAAUAAUGAAAACAAGGAAAAUGAUGAUCAAGAACCAAGUUAUGAAUAUGACUCUGAAACAAUGGAUAUAUUAAUUAAUAGAAGAAAUAAAAUUUUGGAAUCCUUUCUUUCUACCAUGGAUGAAAAUGUUCUAAAUUUAGAACUUGACAACAAUUUCAACAUCAUUGUUGUCAGAGUUUGGCCAACCAGCAGAGUUGGAACCACAGGUCCAGCCAGAGAGGGUUGGACAAUCCAUGAUCUCGAGUUCCUUGGUGAUACAGAAAGUGACGGUGGAGAUUUGGUUGUCUUGGCAUUGGAUGAGUGGCUUGCCACCGUAGGCGGUGGUGAGGGUGCUGAUGACUUGGUUAAUGUUGACAGAGCCCGAGCUGCUUGGGUAGAUGUUGUUGUGCUCGAGGGCGGCAGUGACGUUGUAGGUCUCGUAAAGCUUGAGGGCACCAGAGAAGUAGUCGUGGAUGUCGGUGACUGGGCCGGUCAAGGCGCAGGUGCCGUGCUUGCUCCAUUCGUGGGUCCAGAAAUCAGUGUUUGGGCCAGUGAGGGAGGGCCAGUCGUAGUCCAUGGUGUUGAGGAGGUCAGAGAUUUCGUUGCUCGAGAAGCUUGGUCCGUUACAGAAACUUGGAUGAUAUCAUCCAAAAUGUUUGGUCAACAAGAGGAUGAUGACCUUGACAAAGAGGGUGGGGUGGUUGUGUCUCGAGACUAUGAUGUUGAUGAUUAUUAUUACAGUACAGUAGUUUUAAUAGGAUAUUUAUAUGUUUGUGAUUGUCAUAAUGCCCAAACAACAACAACCAUCACAAUCAAAACAAUAGCAGCACAACAACAACAAUAA
Messenger RNA from Cavenderia fasciculata, 2745 nucleotides. RefSeq lists its product as uncharacterized. Bases 1 to 2745 code for a protein of 914 amino acids. The record is from RefSeq and is a predicted model, not a curated record. The transcript is spliced from 5 exons. Gene Ontology annotation, molecular function: protein binding; peptidyl-prolyl cis-trans isomerase activity. Lineage: Eukaryota; Evosea; Eumycetozoa; Acytosteliales; Cavenderiaceae.